GCCUCGGGCAGCAGAGUUGCACCCAAAGGGUGGGGGAGGGGCGCGGGCAAUUACACCAAAGUUGGAGGAGAAGCGGCGGCGGCAGAGAGUGCACAGAAGCCACGCGGGUCCCGGAGAAGCGGAGUAAGGGAAAGAAGAAGCGGCUGAGGAGGAGGGGAGGAGGAGGAGGAAGAGAAAGAGAAGAAAGAGGAGGAGGAGGAGGAGGAAGAAAAGGAGGAGGAAGAAGAGGAGGAGGCUGGAUUCUUUCGCACGAUGCCCUCCUUCGACGAGGUGCUGCAGAAGGCGGGCGAGUUCGGGCGCUUCCAGCGGCGGGUGUUCCUGCUGAUGUGCCUGACGGGCAUCACUUUUGCCUUCCUCUUCGUCAGCGUGGUCUUCCUGGGCAUCAGCCCGGACCACUACUGGUGCCGGGGUCCCAGCGCCGCGGCGCUGGCCGAGCGCUGCGGCUGGAGCCCCGAGGAGGAAUGGAACCGCACGGCACCCGCCCGGAGCGCGCGGGAGUCGGGAGUCCGCUCCGACGGGCGCUGUGAGCGCUACGAGCUAGAGGCGGCCAACUGGAGCAGCGCUGCGGACGCCGCCACCGCCGCCGCCGCGGGGGGGCUGAGCUGCAGCGACCCGCUCGCCUCCUUUCCCAACCGCACGGCGCCCUUGGUGCCCUGCCAGGGCAACUGGAAGUACAGCCAGUCCCACACUACCAUUAUCAGCGAGUUUAACCUCGUGUGUUUAAACUCUUGGAUGCUGGACUUUACCCAGGCUGUUCUGAAUCUGGGGUUUCUGGCUGGGGCUUUUACUCUGUGCUAUGCAGCAGACAGGUAUGGAAGAAUAAUUAUAAUUUUGAUCUCCUGCUUUGGUGUGGGAGUAAGUGGUAUCGUUGUGGCCUUUGCUCACUAUGCUGUGUUUGUGAUCUUUCGCUUUCUGCAAGGUGUUUUUGGAAAGGGAACAUGGAUGACAUCUUAUGUUAUUGUGACAGAAAUGGUUGGUUCAAAACAGAGAAGGAUUGUGGGAAUCGUGAUUCAAAUGUUCUUCACCCUUGGAAUCAUAAUUAUCCCUGGGAUCGCCUACCUUAUUCCCAAAUGGCAAGGAAUUCAGCUAGCCAUCACACUGCCCAACUUUCUGUUCCUUCUCUAUUACUGGGUGGUUCCUGAGUCCUCCCAGAUGGCUAAUCACUCGGAAGAAAGGAGAAAGGCCUUGAAAAUUCUGCAGAGUAUUGCCAAGUAUGGGAAAUAUCUCUCAGCAAAUUAUUCAGAGGUAAUUCUAUCACUGGUUACAGAUGAGGAGGUUAGUAAUCCAUCCUUUUUAGAUCUGGUGAGGACUCCCCAAAUGAGGAAAUGCACACUUAUUCUAAUGUUUGCUUGGUUCACAAGUGCAGUGGUUUACCAAGGACUUGUCAUGCGCCUGGGAAUCAUAGGUGGAAACCUCUAUAUAGAUUUUUUAUCUCAGGAGUUGGAAUUGCCGGGAGCUCUCCUGAUCUUACUAACAAUUGCUAUUGGACGACGCCUUCCCUUUGCAUUGAGCAAUAUAGUGGCAGGAAUUGCAUGUCUUGUUAUGGCGUUCUUACCAGAAGGGACACCAUGGUUGAGAACCUUAAUAGCUACCAUAGGAAGACUGGGGAUUACUAUGGCCUUUGAAAUUGUUUAUCUGGUGAAUUCAGAAUUGUACCCCACAACCUUAAGAAACUUUGGUGUUUCAUUGUGUUCAGGUUUGUGUGAUUUUGGUGGUAUUGUUGCUCCAUUCCUGCUGUUCCGGCUAUCAGCCAUUUGGUUAGAACUACCUCUUAUCAUUUUUGGUAUUCUUGCAUCAGUCUGUGGAGCUCUUGUCAUGCUCUUACCCGAAACAAGGGGUAUUGCCUUACCUGAGACAGUUGAGGAUGUAGAAAAGCUUGCCAGCCCACAUUUCUACAAAAGAGGCAAGAAGAAGAAAAGUCAAGUAACAAGCACUCACACUUGAAUCCUUGCCAAAGAUGAAAGAAGGUAUUUAGUGAGGUUCUACCCCAGGAACCUGGUUCCUAUCAGAUUUUGAAAUCAGUAAAACACAACUUGCAAGGAUGUGUGUUUCGUUUUCAACCACAUUCUAAUAUGAACAAGUUCUCUGUACUAUAUAUACAUAUCGUAUUUCAAGUACGAUACAUAGACUUUUAAAAUAUCCACUGUAUUUUUGUACAAUAUUGGAAAUAGCAGGUAUUUCUUUCUGGGAGAAUGGGACACGUGGCCAAUAUCACUAGAGUCACUUCCUUGAGCAGCUUUCAUGGAGGCCAAGAAAUUUUCUUUGUAUCAGAGUUGUUUACUUCUGAGACAAUGAGGGGAAAAUAACUACGUGAUGAAUGACAAAAUAUGCCUACCCCAUUCUGAUGAGGAUUCCUCCAGCAAGUCAGGAAAUGCAAACAGAAUUUAGGACUGGUGUUGGUGACCUGAGGAGCAAUAAUCUAAUUCAAUUCAGUCAGAAAAAAUAUGGAGUGACUUCAUCAAAAUCUAGCCAAACAAUUAAAGUGCUAUGUUGAAAAUCUUUUUAAAAGACCACAGAAGACCAAGAUGGAAUCCUAAAUAUAUUGGACAACACUAUGCUGAGCCUUUGGAGUAUAGCAUUCACCAAUUUGUCUUCCCUUUUCCCUUUCAUCAGUUUCCAUAAAUCUUACCUUGGUUUAGGCAUUGUGCCAAUUACGAAGAUUCAUUUGCCUUACAGGUUGAGAUUUUGGUUAGAUUACUUAUUGCUCAAGAUUAACCCUGAGAUUAUCCAAAAAGAUUAUUAUUUUUUCCUUCAAUGGACACCUAGAGCCAGAUCUUUAAUCCAAUGAAAAGGAACUGUGGAAGGGAAAAUGGCCUUCACUACUGCUGGGUUCACAGUUCUCUGCAUUUUCAAAGGUUGAAGUGUUUGUAUUUUAUUUGUUAGGUUUGUUUCUUAAUAAUAUCUAUAUUUAAUAAGGCACAGGGAUUUCUUAUUCACUUUUUCUAAUUCUUGCUUAUCCAAGGACUGAGCCAACACUUAAUGCAAAAUGAAGAUGUACAGCCAUGCUUAAACUAAUUAGCAUCCAGUUUUGUAAGUGCUCUUAGACAUCACAAAAUAUCCUUGAAUGACAUCCAUUUUUUUUAGUAUUCUACUCAGUACAUUCUACUUUUGGGUUGAGUAUGUACCUUAUACAAUAUUCUUAAAUAUUAUUUUUCUGGGACAUGCGGUAGAGGGACACUAAAGGACAGAAGAUUCAGACAAUGUUAGAGAGAAUUUCUAUUAGAGUAUGCAUAUAUAGAUAUAUAUGUACACAAUAUGUGUGCUAAUCACAAUUUACACUUUUCAUCCUCAUAUCACAACUGAUUGAAAUGUAAAAUGGUUCAUUUUAUAAAAUAUGUCAGACAAUUUCCUUUGGCUUUUAGUGAUGUGGUAUGGCUUUACUAAUUGAUAUUGUAUUGCUGUUUCCUUUCUCCUCUUAAGAGCACUAGCUUUAAGAGGGCUUGUCUAUUGUUUAAUAUUACCUCUAUAUCUUUAAGCUAUUUUACUUUCAGUAAAAAUAAAAGGUGAUAA
This is a messenger RNA of Dromiciops gliroides (monito del monte), 3510 nucleotides long. RefSeq names its product solute carrier family 22 member 3 (gene SLC22A3). Lineage: Eukaryota; Metazoa; Chordata; Mammalia; Microbiotheria; Microbiotheriidae. Gene Ontology annotation, biological process: transmembrane transport. Gene Ontology annotation, cellular component: membrane. Gene Ontology annotation, molecular function: transmembrane transporter activity. The record is from RefSeq and is a predicted model, not a curated record.